CGAAGAGCUCUCAGGAGUGGCGUUCCUAUCGCGAGGUUAUCACAUUAGCUUGGUUAGUUAGCUAACCUCGAAAAGCUUGAUUGUGUUCUCGCAUUUUACCUUUUUUUAAAUCCCUUUAAAGCACCGUGAGGAGAGUCCGUUGCUGCUUGAUUAUCGUGUUGUAACGUCUGCGGGAGAAGAAAAUCACCGGGCCUUGUAUUUGCACGGACCCCAAUGAUGAGUUAUGCUGAAAAGCCUGAAGACAUCACAAAAGAGGAGUGGAUGGACAAAUUAAACAAUGUUCACAUACAGAGGGCGGAUAUGAAUCGACUUAUUAUGAAUUACCUGGUGACAGAGGGUUUCAAAGAGGCGGCGGAGAAGUUCCGGAUUGAGUCUGGUAUUGAGCCGAGUGUGGACCUGGACUCUCUAGAUGAAAGAAUAAAGAUCCGAGAGAUGAUCCUGAAGGGGCAGAUACAGGAUGCUAUUGCACUCAUCAACAGCCUACACCCAGAGCUGCUGGACACUAAUCGAUACUUGUAUUUUCAUCUGCAGCAGCAGCAUUUGAUUGAGUUAAUCAGGCUAAGGGAGACUGAGUCAGCGCUGGAGUUUGCGCAGACACAACUGGCCGAGCAGGGGGAGGAGAGCCGAGAGUGUUUGACAGAGAUGGAGAGAACACUAGCCCUUCUGGCCUUUGACAACCCAGAAGAGUCACCGUUCGGGGAUCUUCUCAACAUGAUGCAGCGGCAGAAGGUGUGGAGUGAGGUGAACCAAGCUGUGCUGGACUAUGAAAACAGGGAGUCGACACCCAAACUGGCUAAACUGUUGAAGUUACUGCUGUGGGCACAGAAUGAGCUGGACCAGAAGAAGGUGAAAUAUCCCAAAAUGACUGACCUUAGCACAGGAACUAUUGAGGACCCCAAGUGAACAGAACAUCCAAGAACAAUCAUCUCUUCAAUGUCCCCUUAAUUUAUAAUCAGUCAGUGACUGUGUGACAACCAAGUAAGUCAUAUGUAUAAACAAAUGCUACAGUGUUUUUUUUUCAUGUUUCAUUCUUGAAAAGUAAAAUUUAACCCAUUGUGCAAAGUGUAAAUUAAUAUAAGUGACAGAAAUUAUUUAAAUACUAGUUCUGGAUUCUGAGAUAUCUUGGAUCUAGAAGACAGCAAAAUUUAAAUUUUAUAUUUUGUCUUUCUAAAUCUUAAGCCAGUAGUAUUAUUUAUUGUAACAUGUUUUGCUCACCAGGUCAUUGAUGGCCUAGAAUGAGAGAUGUUGGUGUAAAUGAGUAAGGAAAGUUUUGGGGUGUGGCGCAAACCUCAACACAGGAUGGAGAGAACUACAGCUGUAAUGCGUAACCCACUGCAGAGGUGGUCCAUUCUUAAAUAUGCUUCAAUUUAAACAUCUUGCACAAAUGUGAUUUUAGUUCAGUUUAAAGAAACAAGUUACCUUUUCCUUAUUUUAUUAAUUUUUAGUGCAGAAUCUUAGGCUAUUGGCUAUUCAAUCAACCACUUGGUUACUUCUUUGAUAUUUUAUUGUAUCUAUACAAUAUAAGAUUAUGUGAAGAACUGCUGCGUAAAUGUAAUUUCAGACUUUUCUGAGCUGACUCCCUGUGCAAAUCUAAUGUACCAACAACCCUCCCAGUAAAAUGUGCCAGCCUUAGGAUGCGUGUUUGAACGGGCUGCUCAGUAGAGGAAAUGCUAAUGAACGUGGAUAGGCUGCCAGAACUUGUUAUGCAUGGCUGGAUUCUACAGUAUACAUUUUCAUGUUUAAAUUUUAUUCUGACUCUCAUUUUUUUUCCAUUAACGGUAAACUUAUGUAACCUGCCAUAUAACCUGCAGUCUAGUUUCCACUUUUAAAGCUCUUUAGUAUUUUCACUUUAAAUGCAUGCAAGUUUUUUUUUCUUCUUUAAGGGGGGGAAGGUUUCUGUGCUUGUUUAUUUUUUCUUACUUUUAUAAAAUGAUGCUGCUACUGUAGUUGUUCAUCCUUGGUUUCUUUUCAGGUAUUGUCCUUCUAGGUUUUGGCUUUAACAAAUACUGAGACCCAGAGAACUUGCAUCCCUUUUAUUAUCAGACAUUUUUAUUAUCAGAUUUGCAGAUACUAAAAUAAACAAAACUUUUGUGAAUCAUAAA
Betta splendens (Siamese fighting fish) is the source of this 2102-nucleotide messenger RNA. RefSeq names its product glucose-induced degradation protein 8-B homolog. Gene Ontology annotation, biological process: proteasome-mediated ubiquitin-dependent protein catabolic process; positive regulation of canonical Wnt signaling pathway. Gene Ontology annotation, cellular component: nucleus; cytoplasm. The record is from RefSeq and is a predicted model, not a curated record. Gene Ontology annotation, molecular function: protein binding. The transcript has 5 exons. Lineage: Eukaryota; Metazoa; Chordata; Actinopteri; Anabantiformes; Osphronemidae. The coding region runs from base 214 to 903 and encodes 229 amino acids.